AUUUGCAGUGCUCAAUCUGAACUAAACCUAGUGCCAUUGGCAAUUCUGAAGGCUGACUGGUGUUAUCAGAGCACAUUUUAUAGACUUGUAGUCUAUAGCAGACGGUCGCUCCUCAAGGCAGUCUGAGUUACCUAACGAAUGAACGCAGCGGAGGGUCAGGAAUACAUUGAAAUCUACCGUAUAUAAGCAAGCAGCGCGGGCUGUAACGCAGACUGCACCAUUUGUUCCAGUUCACUAACAGAAGACUGAUCUAAAAUCAGAAUCUAAAGUCAACUUCAUCCGACAUCAGUAGAGGUCUCCCAUAGGCACAUAUCUAAGAUCAGCUCAAUCACCCCACUAUCCCGACUUUCACCAUUAGAGGGUAAAAUGCAAAACUGACCUUAGAUCAACGUAUCAGACCGAGUUCAUCCCAGUUCCCAGCAGUCAUGGCGGGGUUCAAGAGGGGUCACGAUGGGAAGAUCGCCGGGCUGUACGACCUGGACAAGACGUUGGGACGAGGACACUUUGCUGUGGUCAAACUAGCACGCCAUGUCUUCACUGGAGAAAAGGUAGCUGUGAAGGUGAUAGAUAAAUCCAGGUUAGACCCGGUGGCCAGAGCUCACCUGUUCGAGGAGGUCAGGUGUAUGAAGCUGGUGCAACACCCCAACGUGGUGCGUCUGUACGAGGUCAUCGAUACGCAGACCAAGCUCUACCUCAUCCUGGAGCUGGGUGAUGGAGGAGACAUGUACGACUGCAUCAUGAAGCACGACGGAGGACUCACAGAGGAGGUGGCGAAGCGUUAUUUUACCCAGAUCGUCCAAUGCCAUCUCCUACUGCCAAGCGUUAUUUUGCCCAGAUCGUCCAAUGCCAUCUCCUACUGCCAAGCGUUAUUUUGCCCAGAUCGUCCAAUGCCAUCUCCUACUGCCAAGCGGUAUUUUGCCCAGAUCGUCCAAUGCCAUCUCCUACUGCCAAGCGGUAUUUUGCCCAGAUCGUCCAAUGCCAUCUCCUACUGCCACCGGCUACACGUGGUGCACCGCGACCUCAAGCCGGAGAAUGUGGUGUUCUUCGAGAAGCAGGGCCUGGUCAAGCUUACUGACUUUGGCUUCAGCAACAAGUUCCAGCCAGGAGAGAACCUGACCACAUCCUGUGGCUCUCUGGCCUACUCAGCACCAGAGAUUCUGCUGGGAGAUGAAUAUGAUGCGCCUUCCGUGGGUGAGUGUCUCCCAGAUAACUACUGACGUUCCCACAACUUUAGAGAACGUUCCCUUAAAUAGUCUCAUUAGGUCAUUCAUUACCUAAUGUUUUCAUAGGAAUCUUUCAGUGACAUGCAAGGACUGUUUCCAUGAGACCAUUCCCUUAUUGUCAAACAGAACUUACACAGAACAUGGUUGCUAUGUUCUGUGUAACAUAACAUAAGAUAUUAAUAUUCUACACAUGCUUCCUGGGAACGUUUCAAGAACAUUCAUGUGUCCAGUUUUCUGAGGGUUAGAAUAAUAUUCCAUCAUUGUCCCACCAAACUUACAUGAGUCCGGGCCUGGACUCUACAAAGUGUCGAAAGCGUUCCACAGGGAUGCUGGCCCAUGUUGACUCCAAUGCUUCCCACUGUUGUGU
Coregonus clupeaformis (lake whitefish) is the source of this 1590-nucleotide messenger RNA. RefSeq names its product SNF-related serine/threonine-protein kinase-like. Gene Ontology annotation, biological process: intracellular signal transduction; protein phosphorylation; microtubule cytoskeleton organization. The record is from RefSeq and is a predicted model, not a curated record. NCBI's taxonomy places the organism in Eukaryota, Metazoa, Chordata, Actinopteri, Salmoniformes, Salmonidae. Gene Ontology annotation, molecular function: tau-protein kinase activity; protein serine/threonine kinase activity; ATP binding. The transcript has 4 exons. Gene Ontology annotation, cellular component: cytoplasm. Bases 426 to 1217 code for a protein of 263 amino acids.